GUGCUCGCAGCCAGUCACAAUAUUAGCUCACAGGCUAACUUAGUAACAGCCCCGCGCAGGCAGGAAGCGCUGGAGAUGGCUGAGGUGAAGGUGAAGAAGGAGACGAACCUGUCGGACCCCGUGGAGGUCGAGAACAGGAUCAAAGAGCUGUGUCAGCAGUUCCCUCAAGGUAUCACGGACCAGGUGAUUCAGAACGACAUGCCUCACCUGGAGCCACAGCAGAGAGCCAUGGCCAUCAACAAGCUGCUCUCAUUGGGUCAGCUGGACCUGCUGAGGAACAGUGCAGGUCUCCUGUACAGACUGAAGGACUCACAGAGCACCAGUAAAAUGAAGGGCUCAGACAACCAGGAGAAGCUGGUCUAUCAGAUCAUCGAGGACGCAGGAAACAAAGGAAUCUGGAGCCGAGACAUCCGCUUCAAGAGCAACCUGCCUCUGACCGAGAUCAACAAGAUCCUGAAGAACCUGGAGAGCAAGAAGCUCAUCAAAGCUGUGAAGUCUGUGGCCGCGUCGAAGAAGAAGGUGUACAUGUUGUACAACCUGCAGCCCGACCGCUCUGUGACGGGCGGCGCCUGGUACAGCGACCAGGACUUUGAGUCCGAGUUCGUGGAGGUUCUCAACCAGCAGUGCUUCAAGUUCCUGCAGAGCAAGGCGGAGGCGGCGCGGGACAGCAAGCAGAGUCCGAUGGUUCAGAGGAACAGCUCCUUCGCCACGUCGCACGAAGUCUGGAAGUACAUCUGCGAGCUGGGCAUCAGCAAGGUGGACCUGUCUAUGGACGACAUUGAGACCAUCCUGAACACGCUCAUCUACGACGGGAAGGUGGAGAUGACCGUGAUCGCCGCCAAGGAGGGCACGGUGGGCAGCGUGGACGGGCAGAUGAAGCUGUACCGCGGCGUGAACACCAUCAUCCAGCCCACCGGCCUCGUCAAGACGCCGUGUGGACUCUGCCCGGUGUUCGACGACUGCCACGAGGGCGGAGAGAUCUCGCCAUCCAACUGCAUCUACAUGAGCGAGUGGUUGGACUUCUGACGCCACGCGUUUCUCUGUGACGGAAGCUUCACUUCCUGUUCGUCACAGACGUGAAGAAGCUGGCGGCCUUAGUUCCUGUGACGAUGGCGUGCAGCAGUGUGUCCCGGUUCUGGUUCUGGAGGCGCAACGUUUGUUUUCUGGAGCUGCUUCACUGUUUCUGUUUGACAUCGUUAAUCUUUGAGGUCGUCUUAUUGGUCCCGUCAUGGUCACAUGGUCUCAGAUGUUUUGGUAUAAUGCCGCUCCCACCUGCAGACGCUCUGUAGUACAACCGCAUUUUUGUUUGUGUGUGUGUGUGUGUGUGUGUGUGUGUGUGUGUGUGUGUGUGUGUGAGCGAGCUCCAGUGUCCUGAUUAUAAAAUGAUUUGGAAGGAAAAUAAUUUUUCUUUGUUGGAACCAGUUUUUGACCACCAGGUGGUGCUGUGGUUGCUAUGCAGUGAGGCAAACACCUGCAGCCAAUCAGAGCCGUUUCUGGUUGUUUGAGCUGAAGGGAACAUGUGGACGUUUCCACCUUCAUGUUUAAAGUUUUGGCCCUGGCUGCUGGUUUCAGGGACGAGGCGGGGGAAACGGCCCUGAGCGCGGGCUGUCAGGCCGCGGUCUCUGGGAGGGAGAGCAGCGGUCACAUUGGCCUGGACCUCCUCUGUUCUGGUUCUGAAGAGCACCAGAGGACUCUGAUGAGGCGCUCUGACAUUCAAUCUGUUCUGUGAUUAUUUUGGUCCACGAGUGUCGUGAUUUGGUGUAUGAAUAAAGUGGGUGGAGACUUAGCCGUGUGGCAUUUAC
This is a messenger RNA of Haplochromis burtoni (Burton's mouthbrooder), 1802 nucleotides long. RefSeq names its product polymerase (RNA) III (DNA directed) polypeptide F (gene polr3f). Gene Ontology annotation, biological process: transcription by RNA polymerase III. The transcript is spliced from 9 exons. Gene Ontology annotation, cellular component: RNA polymerase III complex. The record is from RefSeq and is a predicted model, not a curated record. NCBI's taxonomy places the organism in Eukaryota, Metazoa, Chordata, Actinopteri, Cichliformes, Cichlidae. Bases 76 to 1026 code for a protein of 316 amino acids.